GGGUCCGUGGGACUUGCCUCGUCGCCGUCACUCCUUCCACCUCAGGAGAAAUGCUAGUUCUUGAGAGAUGGAUGCGAUGCUGCUCGUGCUUCUCCCCUUCUUGUUCCAGCUUCUCCUCCUCCUCCUCCUCCUCCUCCUCCUCCCUCCGCAGUAAUAUUUUGGCCAAAUCAGGUUCGAGCUUGCUGCGGCGGCUAUUCUGACACCGUAUUUGUCCGAGUGAUCCCUCAUUUUACUUCGGUUCCGAGGUAAUGGCGGCGGUGCUCGUCAAGGGUUUCGUGGCCGCUGUCCUGGCCUCCUUGUUUGGAGUGGGCCACGGAUGGGGGUUCCGCGGGCCGGCGGGGUGCCAGGCGAUCAGCACGCCUGGCAUGGACGGCGCCCUCGGGAUCGAUGCCCAGCUGAUCCAGGUCACAGCAGACGCGGACGAAAACUCGAGCAGGGCCUUGCUCAGCAGACGCGUCGCGUUCACGAUCGAGCUCGAGAUCCGGAAGAAGUUUGGCACAAGCAUUCUGUUCCCUGCCCAGCUGUCGAUUGCGAACGGCUUGAUGUCUGAUCUGGAGGCAGAGGCACAGGCCCACAUACGAGCUUGGGACAACUCGUUCAGCUCGGCAACGGUGUCUGGCGGCGCCGCCACGGUGAUGGCGUCUCCCGAGAAUGGCAUUAACCGGGUCUUCGCAUUGCUCCCAGUCACCGGAAUGGCGUACAUUGCCAUGAACGCCAGGUCUGACUUGCAAGCCGACCUCCUGAAUGCCUUCGAGGGCUUGUCGUGGGGCGACGCUAAGCCUCACCAGUUGUUCAUCGGGCAGGGUAACACGCAAGACACGGCAAUCAACAGCGAUCAGGCAGUCACUGGCAAGGGAGACCCCCACUUGGUCAACAUGCGCGGGCAGCACUUCGACCUCUACCAGCCGGGCAUCCACGUGCUCCUCCAGGUCCCCCGGCGCGCGAAGCCGCAGGACAGCCUGCUGCGGGUGGAGGCCGACGCGCGGCGCAUGGGCGCGGCGUGCGCAGACCUGUACUUCCGGGUCUUGAACAUCACGGGCAGCUGGUCCAACCAGACCGCGGGCCUCCAGUACUUCGCGGACAAGGAGCUCGACAGCCGAGAUUGGAGGAAGUUCGGCGCCGUGGACCUCAAGGUGGUUCGCGGCAGCACCCUGUCAGGCAUAGCGUACCUCAACGUGUUCGCGAGGCACCUCGGCAGCUUGGCGUACCCCGUCGGCGGCCUGCUGGGGGAGGACGACCACACCGCGGCGGCAACUGCUGGCCCCGAGUGCAGCACAGGUCUGGAUCUCCACUCCCGGCGGCCCGCGGUGGCCUCGUUCGCCAUCAUCCAGGGCUGAGGGGGCCCGGGCUGCCUUUUCGAGAGGGUUUUGUUGUAAUGUUUUACAUCCUAAUAUGUCUGUCUCUUUCGCACGACGUUUGUACUCUCUGUUCCGUUGGCGAUCACCAUACAGGACAUGACAUACCCAGGCACCUUGCUUGGUUUGGUCAUAUGGAACUGCUGCGACAGUAAGAAGAACACUCGCAGGAACAUUGUCUUGCCGUGUGAAAAAGCAGCGCUUCAAGAAUGAUCGCACGUUCUGCAGAAUCGACCCUAAAUAAUGCUGUAUGAUUCGAAU
This is a messenger RNA of Prorocentrum cordatum, 1616 nucleotides long. The record is from the annotation of a GenBank genome assembly. Lineage: Eukaryota; Dinophyceae; Prorocentrales; Prorocentraceae.